Molecule: messenger RNA, 1751 nt
Organism: Struthio camelus australis
Lineage: Eukaryota; Metazoa; Chordata; Aves; Struthioniformes; Struthionidae
Source: RefSeq, a predicted model, not a curated record
UUCAUUUGCUGUUUUAGGUGGAAAUGGGCAUGAAGAACCAUGAAAUAGUCCCUGCUAGCUUAAUCGCUUCCAUCGCCAGCCUUAAACAUGGAGGCUGCAACAAAAUUUUGAGAGAGCUGGCAAAGCACAAACUGCUGGCCUAUGAGCGAACAAAAACUGUCCAGGGCUACCGGUUAACUAAUGCAGGAUAUGAUUACCUUGCUUUGAAAACACUGUCGUCCCGGCAAGUCAUCAGUUCUGUUGGAAACCAGAUGGGUGUUGGUAAAGAAUCAGAUAUUUAUAUUGUUGCAAAUGAAGAGGAGCAGCAGUUUGCAUUGAAAUUGCACAGGCUUGGAAGAACUUCCUUUCGCAGCCUUAAAAAUAAACGUGACUACCACAAGCACAGGCAUAAAAUGUCAUGGCUGUAUUUAUCCCGGCUAGCAGCAAUGAAGGAGUUUGCCUACAUGAAGGCACUGCAUGACAGAAAAUUUCCUGUGCCAAAAGCUGUAGACUACAACAGGCAUGCAGUAGUUAUGGAACUUAUUAAUGGCUAUCCCUUAUGCCAAGUGCGCCAAAUGGAAGAUCCUGCCUCUGUCUACAGUGAAUUAAUGGAUCUGAUUGUAAAACUUGCUAAUCAUGGUUUGAUUCAUGGUGAUUUCAAUGAGUUUAAUCUCAUAUUAGAUAACGAUGACCGUGUCACCAUGAUUGAUUUCCCUCAGAUGAUAUCAACAUCACAUCCAAAUGCUGAAUGGUAUUUUGAUAGAGAUGUUAAAUGUAUUAAAGAGUUCUUUAAGAAACGUUUCAGCUAUGAGAGUGAACUCUUUCCCACGUUCCAGGAUAUCAGGAGAGAGUGUUCUCUUGACAUAGAGAUUGCUGCCAGUGGCUAUACAAAAGAAAUGCAGGAAGAUGAUGAACUGCUUUACCCAGCAGGUCCUGACGAGGAUGAUCAUAAAACAGAGACAUCAGACUUUGCAGAAGAGCCUGAAGGUAAACUCAACGUCCUCAGCGCAGAUAAAGAAAACAGGGCAGACUUUGUGCGUGAAGUGGAUGAUUUCUCUGAAAGCAGAUCCUCUAAAGACUUGAUGAAUUGCAAUGAAGAGGCUGAUAUGACUGAAAGUAGUGAAAAUACACAGACACUGAGUAUGUCAGAGUUGAGUUCUGCCUUAGAAAAAGUUGAGAGGCAAACUACCCUUUGGAACAUGAGUGAUGACGCAGAGAGUUCUGUAACUGCUUUUUCUGAGGACAAAAGGAUAACUGAAAAUGCUGCUGAAGUUGAACAUCAGACAGGUCAAGGAGAAGGCCCCGAUGACAAGGACAAUGAAGACGAAUGCCCUGAUCUGGUUGACUUGUCAACAUUAAACAAGCAAUUCAGGCCUUACAGAAACGAGGAGAGUAUGGCUCAUAUCAAUGAGCACAGAACAAGGACUAAAAGUAUCACAUCAGUCAGCAGCGUUGGGAGCUGUUCAACCAUUCCACCGGAAGUGGUGAAACGGAAGAUAAAACGUCAGCUGACCAAGCAACAGAAGGCCGCUUUGAGGCGGCGGCUGCAGAAAGGAGAGGCAAAUGUUUAUACCCAACAGCGUCGAGAAAAUAUGCAGAACAUUAAGUCAAGCUUGGAUGCGGCUAGUUUCUGGGGAUAAUUUAUUGAACCUUCCUCUAGAACGUCAGAAAACUCAUAAUAUAUAUAUAUAUUUGAAGUCAUUACAUUCUGGAGCAAUAACCUUUAUAUACAAUGGAAUGUUUUUUUCCAAAGCUAAUAAACAUCAUUUUGG